AUGGCUGAAAUGUUCUGGGAGGAGACCUUAGAGGCGGUAGAUGCUGAAGCAGCAGCCACUGAGGACGGAAACGAUUCCGCAACACCACAUCAUGCUCAAGGAAUGCCGCCGCCAACAACCACACAACAACAACCUCCAACCAACAAUGCAACAACCAAGAAACAAGUUAAAAGGAGAAGUGUUAAGCGACCCCUCCCACUGCAAAAAACGCAGCAAACACCUCCCCCAUCUGCCAACAAACCAUCUACCACCCCAUCCACACACAACUUUGAAACUACACUGCAUCCACUGCAAGGUGCUAGUGCAGGGACAUCGACACGGUUCGUGCAAUUCAUGCCAACACCGGGAGUGACUACGGGUGCUACAGGCCGAGGCACAGCUGCUAGGGGUGGACUUCAUAGCAGGGGACGAGGAAGGAAAGUCGCAUUCAGUGGAUCAAAAACAGGUGUCUCAAGUGGGAGCAGUAACUCAACUUCGAUUUGA
Arachis duranensis is the source of this 483-nucleotide messenger RNA. RefSeq lists its product as uncharacterized. The transcript is spliced from 2 exons. NCBI's taxonomy places the organism in Eukaryota, Viridiplantae, Streptophyta, Magnoliopsida, Fabales, Fabaceae. The record is from RefSeq and is a predicted model, not a curated record. The coding region runs from base 1 to 483 and encodes 160 amino acids.